UGUUAGAGGACCGCAUUACUCGACAUGGUCAAACAGCAGCAGCCCGAUGACUGUGUGAUGGCCAAGCGCCAAGACUGGUCGAACAAAAACUCUGGCGCAUAUCCGAGCGAAAAUUGUUAUUCGCAUCCUGUGCAGCCCAUAAGCACGAAAGGCCAACUAACUGGCCACGACCGUCAGAAUCUGCAGUUCUUGCCCGCACUCCGCCCGAGCGAGGGAGCUGACGACCCCCGAUGAGCCACGACUCUCACGCACGCCAGGACCCUGCGAGGGGGUGCACGAGACAAGCGAGGCCACGUGGGCACGGCCACCAGGAAUCGGCGGCUCCUCUGCACCCUCGACCUCGGCGACCACACCGUAGCACACGACGGGCCGACGAGGUGCCGACGGCGAGGGGGCUCUCGAGCCACGCGAAGGCUCUGGGCCGCCAUUGUCAGAAUCGCGAGCUGUGGCGCACCCUCUCAUCACCAAAUCGGGAAGAACCCUGGCGAACGCCUGCAGGCAACCGCGUGCAACGGCGCUCAUACUGUACAGCACACCUUCAGCCUGGAGAAGAAUCAUCUGCGAUGCAAGCUGCCCUCGAAUAUGUGCUGCGAUGCUGCUGUGCCCAGUCGGCGGAGUGCGCAGAGCGGUUGAUGCAGAACACGGCGGCGCACGCUCGAAUUGCAAAAGAGCAGACAGACGUCCAGCUGGGAUACAGUGAACCCGAGUCAACGCACCUCGUGCGUUUGUGUCCGAACGCGUCUGCUUCAGAUCACAGGACUGCUACAGCCAAGGUGCCAACACUCAACUGGCGCCCAGGGUUUGUCCAACCCAUAGACUGCCCCGAGAACCAGCAGAACUCUGGCCCCUCCACAAGGAGACCUGUGUAAACACAUAUGAAAAGAAGUCAAGGCAGGGGCAGAACUUGCUUCUUCGAUGCGCGCAGCAUGCCAAGGCAGCAACCACACAGCGGACUAUGCUAGCUUCGCUCCCCGCGGUGUGAAUCACAUCUGUUUGAACUGAUGCUCAGCUGCCCCUCGAUUUCAAGACAUCCCUUGGGGAACUCAUCUCAAUGGUUAUCCUAAUGCGUGAGGCCUGCUCUCUGGACCGGCGUCGUCUAAGUAUAUACAAGUUCGGCGUGCUCCUGCGGUCGUCUAAAGAGAGAGCGGCGAAUUGGGCUGUGACCUGCAUCUCAUGCGUGGCCGUUGCAGACAAAAUCAGAUGUAAUAUAAUUCGCGCGCACAUCGGGGGGGAACACGAGUGAAACACACCAACAAGUUGCGAAAUAAAGGAUUCAGUCGAGCUCGCGCUUCCUCUUGAAGUUGGGCUACGGCUCGAAGUCGAUCAAGACUAGCCGCCUCACCUCCUCCAACUCUUCACCCUCACACCAGUGUGCGCGUCAUACCGAAUUCGUAAAAUCUUGCGCGGGGCGACAGGACAAUAUUCACCGACGAUCCCCACGUCAAGCACAUGUCCUACAAGAGCUAUGGUAGUCAGAUCAUGCACAGGGCGGUGUCCAACCCGUAGACGAUCUGGUACGGACUAUACACAUCACUCAGAUGAGGAGGCGUGCUUCAAGAGCGCGCUCCGAGAGGGGACAAAACAACUCCUCUGACAAGUUCCACCUCGGCAGUCUCCAUGUCUGCCCUCCAACGAGGGCCUGGAACUGCUGGAGGCAAAUUCGAUCCCCAUGCAGUUUAGACAUCGCCUUUGGUAGCGCACGCCUGCUACUCUUGGGUCGGGCGUGUCAUAGUACAGGCGGAUUUGGCAGCAACAACAACAACAACACCCGACUUAAUGCUACUCUGGAUGGGGCGAUCAUCGCCCCGCUUGGAUCCGCUGGGGGCUGGGCACGUGCUGCCGGAAUGGGUGGAGAGGGGGGCUGGAGGGGAGGGUUGGAGGAAGAGGAGGAGGG
Prorocentrum cordatum is the source of this 1894-nucleotide messenger RNA. NCBI's taxonomy places the organism in Eukaryota, Dinophyceae, Prorocentrales, Prorocentraceae. The record is from the annotation of a GenBank genome assembly.